GCGGAGGGGAGAGUCGCAGGGCAUCGAGCCCCGCCGUCGCCUCGACGGUGGUUGGCGUUUCAGGGGAGAGUCACACGAGAGGGAGGAGGAGGAGGAGGAGAAGAAGAAGAAGAAGAAGAAGGAAAGCAGCCCUUUUCUCUGCCUCUCUUUCCCUCCGCGGGCUCAACUCUCAGCAAGAGAAGCUCAUACAGGGGGGGAAAGCGGGGUGACGUCGGGGAGAAGGAAAGGGGGCGACGGGUGCGGAGCCCGGAGGGCGACCGGCUAAGCCUCCCUUCUUCUCCUCCCUUCUUUUCCCCACACCCCCCCAGCUGACAACAUGGCUGCGGCCGCUAACGCUGCCCAGGACGAGCUGAAUCAGCUUGAGCGUGUCUUUUUACGGCUUGGCCAUGCAGAAACGGAUGAGCAGUUGCAGAAUAUUAUAUCCAAAUUCCUACCGCCUGUUCUUCUGAAGCUUUCCAGUACACAGGAAGGAGUACGUAAGAAGGUUAUGGAAUUGCUUGUUCACCUGAACAAACGUAUCAAAAGUCGCCCCAAAAUCCAGCUGCCGGUGGAGACUUUGCUGGUCCAGUACCAGGAUCCUUCCGCAGUGUCCUUUGUUACAAAUUUCACCAUAAUAUACGUUAAGAUGGGUUACCCUCGUUUGCCUGUGGAAAAGCAAUGUGAGCUUGCUCCCACACUCCUUACUGCAAUGGAAGGAAAACCUCAACCCCAACAAGACAGCCUAAUGCACCUUCUAAUACCAACCCUUUUUCACAUGAAAUACCCUGUUGAACCUCUGAAAGCAGCUUCUCCGUUUAAUCUUGCCGAGAAACCAAAGACUGUGCAGCUGCUCUUGGAUUUUAUGUUAGAUGUCCUCCUUAUGCCUUAUGGAUACGUGUUGAAUGAAUCCCAGAGUCGCCAAAGUGUCCCAGCUGGACAGGGCUCUUCUUCAUCAAGUGGUUCCGGAGGUUCUGGGAUCCCUCAGCCUCCUCCAGGAAUGAGCUUUUACGCGGCUAAGCGGGUAAUUGGGGACAGCCCAUGGACGCCGGAACAGCUGGAACAGUGUAAACUGGGCAUUGUGAAGUUCAUCGAAGCUGAGCAGGUGCCUGAACUUGAAGCUAUCAUACACCUAGUCAUCGCCUCCAGUGACACAAGGCACAGUGUAGCCACUGCAGCAGACCUUGAACUCAAAAGCAAGCAAAGUUUGAUUGACUGGAACAAUCCAGCCAUCAUCAACAGGAUGUAUAAAGUGUACCUUGGGGACAUACCACUAAAAACCAAGGAGGGAGCUGUUCUGAAACCUGAAUUGAAACGUGAUCCAGUCAGCACACGGGUAAAAUUAAAGAUAGUCCCUCAUCUUUUGCGCUCCAGGCAAGCUGCAGAAACGUUUCCUGCAAAUAUUCAGGUGGUCUACGAUGGACUUUUUGGUGCAAAUACCAAUGCAAAACUGAGAACCCUGUCUCUUCAAUUUGUGCAUCAUAUUUGUGUAAUUUGCCCGGAUGGUAAGAUAAAGCCACUGGGCCCAAUGCUCCUGAAUGGAUUGACAAAACUGAUUAAUGAGUAUAAAGAGGACCCCAAAUUGUUGUCAAUGGCCUAUUCAGCUGUUGGAAAACUUUCCAGCCGAAUACCUCAGCUGUUCACCAAGGACCUGGCACUAGUCCAACAGUUUUUUGAGGCUCUUUCUAAGGAAGAUCCUGACACCAGACUUGCUAUUCAAGAGGCUUUGUCCAUGAUGGUUGGGGCCUACACAAAUCUAGAAGGAGCCCCGCGUACUCUUAUGGAGGCCCUUGUGGCCUCAAACCUAAUUAAGCCUCAAGUCCAAGUACGUCAGGUGGCUGUAAAGUUUGCCAGCACGGUGUUUCCUUCAGAUCACAUUCCUUCAAGAUACUUACUUCUUUUAGCUGCAGGAGACCCACGGGAAGAGGUACAUGGAGAGGCACAACGCGCGCUGAGGACGAUUCCCGGCAAAAAUGAAAAGGAGAGCGGUGGUAAACAGAUGCCUUCCUUCCCAGAAAUGGUCCAGUAUAUUCAAGAGAAGGCUUCUCACAGAAUGAAAACACCUGCUAAAUAUAUGACAGGGACUACAGUCAUGCCUUUCAACCCAGCUGCUUUCGGAGAGAUCGUCCUGUACCUCCGAAUGUGUCUUGCUCACAGUUCUGGUGUGGUGCCCACCUCUCAGAGCUUAGCCGAAAUGCAGGAUCAUGCUCCAGCUAUUGGCCGUUACAUUAGAAACCUCCUCUCUGGACAUGUCAUAACAUCCUCUUCCUCAAAGGGAGGUGAAAGCAACCCUGUGCAGAUCUAUAUAAGCCUUCUUCAGCAACUGCUGUCUGGUGUUGGAGCGACACCGGAAGUGGCAUCACUUCCAGUAUCGCGGGAUUUUGGCAGCUGUGCCGCUCACUCCUCCAUCUUUCCUGCUUUCUGGUUCUGUUUGGGUUUGCCAGUGAUGUACUGCCUGUUGGAGGUUGUUUCUGUCUAUCCUGAAAAACUAGCUGCAAGAUUUGUAGACAAAAUGGAUUGGAUAAAGAGCCUUAUGAAUACCAAUAAGGAAGAGAUGCGGGAGCUGGCUGCUCUGUUUUAUUCAGUAGUAUUGUCGACAGUGUCAGAAAAUGAAUUUAAAACAUCAGUUCAGCACCUGAUAAAAACAGCAAAAGACAAUCAUAAUCUGGAAAUGCAACAUGGAUCCUUGUUGGCUCUGGGAUUUACAGUUGGACGGUAUUUGUCAAAGAGAAAAAUGAGGAUGGUGGAACUGCAUGACUUGGAAGAUCCAAAUACCAUUGUUGCCCCAGAACAAGACCAGUUGAUAAAGUCAACGACAGAAACGAUCGGUUCUUUUCUGGAUAGUACCUCACCCCUCUUGGCAGUAGCUGCUUGUACAGCACUGGGGGAAAUAGGCAGGAAUGCGCCUCUGCCCAUCCCGAAUGAAGGGACUGGAUUUACAAAGCUUCAUCUUGUUGAAAGUUUGCUAGCCAGAAUUCCCUCAGGCAAGGAAACUAAUAAGAUGAAGGAACGAGCUAUACAAACACUGGGCUACUUUCCAGUAGGGGAUGGUAACUUCCCCCACCAGAAGCUACUCUUACAAGGAUUGAUGGAUUCUGUAGAGGCCAAGCAAAUUGAACUGCAGUUUACUGUUGGUGAAGCUAUUACCAGUGCUGCGAUAGGAACUAGCUCUGUAGCUGCCCGGGAUGCGUGGAUGGUAGCUGAAGAAGAAUAUACUCCUCCCGCUGAUGUGAAAGUUAAUGACGUGGUUCCCUGGGUCUUGGAUGUCAUUUUGAAUAAGCACAUUGUCAGCCCCAACCCUCACAUAAGACAAGCAUCCUGCAUCUGGCUUUUAUCAUUGGUGAAGAAGCUCAGCACCCACAAAGAAAUUAAGUCUCACCUCAAAGAAAUCCAAACUGCAUUUGUAACUACUCUAUCCGACAGUGAUGAACUCAGUCAAGAUGUUGCUUCCAAAGGCCUCGGUUUGGUGUAUGAGCUUGGGAGUGAGCAAGACCAGCAGGAGCUGGUUACUACUCUUGUGGAAACUCUUAUGACUGGCAGAAGAGCCAGGCAUGAAGUGACUGGGGAGACAGUGAUGUUCCAGGGAUCAGGCCUCGGCAAGACUCCAGAUGGCCAGGGUCUUUCUACUUACCAGGAGCUUUGUUCGCUCGCUAGCGACCUCAACCAGCCGGACUUGGUGUACAAGUUCAUGAAUUUGGCCAAUCACCAUGCAAUGUGGAACUCUCGGAAGGGAGCUGCUUUUGGUUUUAAUGUGAUUGCAACCAAAGCUGGGGAGCAGCUCGCCCCUUUUCUCCCCCAGCUUCUGCCUCGUCUCUAUCGUUACCAGUUUGACCCCAAUCUAGGGAUCCGGCAGGCUAUGACCAGCAUUUGGAAUGCGCUCGUGACAGACAAAUCUGCAGUGGACAAAUAUAUGAAAGAAAUCCUUGAUGAUUUAAUAAGCAACUUGACCAGUAACAUGUGGCGGAUCCGAGAGUCCAGCUGUCUAGCAUUGAAUGAUUUGCUAAGAGGAAGACCCUUGGACGACAUUAUUCAUAAACUUCCAGAAAUAUGGGAAACUCUCUUUAGAGUGCAAGAUGACAUAAAGGAAUCUGUACGGAAGGCAGCAGAGUUAGCCCUGAAAACAUUAAGUAAGGUGUGUGUGAAGAUGUGCGACCCGUCCAAAGGAGCAGCAGGCCAGAGAACAAUAGCUGUCCUGUUGCCAUGCCUGCUUGAUAAAGGAAUGAUGAAUACUGUGACUGAAGUGCGGACUCUCAGCAUUAACACCUUGGUGAAGAUCAGUAAAAGUGCCGGGGCCAUGCUCAAGCCACAUGCACCCAAGCUCAUCCCAGCUUUGUUGGAGUCUCUGAGUGUGCUGGAACCCCAGGUCCUCAAUUACUUGAGUCUUCGUGCUACGGAGCAGGAAAAGGCGGCAAUGGAUAGCGCAAGACUCAGUGCUGCUAAAUCCUCCCCCAUGAUGGAGACUAUCAACAUGUGCUUACAGUAUUUGGAUGUUUCUGUUCUGGGUGAAUUGGUUCCCAGGCUGUGCGAACUGACCAGAAGUGGACUAGGCGUCGGCACCAAGGGCGGUUGUGCUAGUGUGAUUGUAUCACUGACCACUCAGUGUCCUCAAGACUUGACACCGUAUUCAGGCAAGCUCAUGAGCGCUUUGCUCAGUGGCCUAACUGAUCGAAACACCGUGGUGCAAAAAACUUUUGCCUUUGCCAUGGGACAUCUAGUCCGGACCUCACGGGACAGCAGCACUGACAAAUUGCUGCAGAAGCUGAACAGUUGGUACAUGGAGAAAGAAGAACAAGUCUACAAAAUGGCCUGUGCGUUAACCAUCCAUGCCAUUGGGCGCUACAGCCCAGAUGUACUGAAGAAUCAAGCCAGACAUGUCUUGCCCCUGGCCUUCCUGGGCAUGCACGAGGUCCCCGAGGAAGAAAAAGGCGAGAAAGAAGAGGGCAACCUGUGGACUGAAGUCUGGCAGGAAAAUGUGCCUGGUACCUACGGUGGCAUAAGGCUUUAUAUGGAGGAAUUGAUAGCAAUCACCCAGAAAGCUUUGCAGUCCCAGUCUUGGAAGAUGAAAGCUCAAGGAGCAGCCAGCAUGGCGUCCAUUGCAAAGCAAACUGGCUCCCUGGUCCCUCCGCACUUGGGCAUGGUGCUCUCUGCUCUGUUGCAAGGCCUGUCUGGGAGAACGUGGGCAGGGAAGGAGGAGUUACUGAAAGCUACUGCCAGUGUUGUCUGUUCAUGCAGCACGGAGUUGCAGAAGUCUUUACCCAACCAGCCCAGCGUUGACGACAUCCUCCAGGCCUUGCUGAAGGAGUGCCGGAAAGAGAACCUCAGGUACAAGAUUGUGGCUCUCCGGUGCACAGCUGAUGUGCUCAAGGCCACGCAGGAGAAUCGGUUCAAGGAGCUGACAGACAUCAUCUUUCCAAUAAUAAAGAAGAACUGCCCUGAGAACAUGGGGGCCAGUUCGCCACAGAACGACGAUGAAGAUGAGAACGAAAACGAGAAGGAGCUCCAGAUGGAAUCUCUUCUCUGUGCCUUUGAGAGUUUGGGCAAAGCGUGGCCCAGAAACCCAGAAACGCAACGCUGCUAUCAACAAGAGGUGUGCAAACUAAUGUGCGAGCGACUGAAACUCAGUACGUGGAAAGUGCAGCUCGGGGUGCUCCAGGCUAUGAAAGCUUAUUUUCAAGGGUUACUGUUGCUUGAAGCAGAACACUCAGAUCCUGAGGCUUUGAGAAGAAUACUGUUUGAAACUUGUUCCUCUAUCACCCAUUCUCUAGAGAAUAGAAGCUACACCUCCAUAAGAACUGAAGCCUUGUCAGUGAUAGAAGUACUGCUCACAAAACUUGAAGAGUCCAGACAGUGGGGGAGCCUGAACACAGAAAGCAGAGAAGUCCUCAUUGGCUCCUUAACAGCCCUGAUGUUGGACAGCAGGCCAGAGCUACAAGAGAAAGCCACUUUGCUAAAGAAAACCUUAGAAAAACUCGAUUGAAUUGACAGCCAACCAAGUGCCAUGCGAAACGAAACAAGCAAAAGCGAAAGCGCGCAGUGAGCUCUGAAUACAGAGAGGGAACGUAAAGACGACUCUGUAGCAUGCAUCAUUCCUUGGCUAAAAUAAAGAACACCUUGAAUUCUG
Podarcis raffonei (Aeolian wall lizard) is the source of this 6097-nucleotide messenger RNA. It is a transcript of the gene ECPAS, whose product is annotated as Ecm29 proteasome adaptor and scaffold. The record is from RefSeq and is a predicted model, not a curated record. Gene Ontology annotation, cellular component: cytoplasm; nucleus. Bases 317 to 5953 code for a protein of 1878 amino acids. Gene Ontology annotation, biological process: proteasome assembly. Lineage: Eukaryota; Metazoa; Chordata; Lepidosauria; Squamata; Lacertidae. The transcript has 50 exons. Gene Ontology annotation, molecular function: molecular adaptor activity.